AUGCUCAUCUUCAUCCUGCUGCUCUCCCUGGCUGCAGUCAGCCAUGUGUCAGGAGCUGAAUUUACAACCAGCACUAACAUAGACAUCAAAUCGUGUCCCAUUGUCUUCUUUGAAAAAGUUUACCAGAACUUGUAUGUCGACACUGCCGACAACAAAGUCUCAGUUUGUUUCAAAGGCCCACGCAGCACAAGUAACAACGACUGUGUUCUGGUGGAUAAAAGUGGAGGAGUCAACAAGGGUGAAUGGAUCACUAGAACCACACUGUAUGCUCCAGGAUCAGAUGUUCAUAAUGAACUGCCACAGCUCACAGGGAAAGCAACAUGCUACACAUUCAUUAGACUCUUAAAGGACACUUCUGAAUAUCUUCGGUUUGCCUUUUACAAAUUUGGUGACCAAGGAGUUGUUCGUUAUACUAUGCAUUUACCCUAUCCAUUCACUGCUUUGGACGUUGAUGUUCAGGUCGAUGGUAAGAAAGUGGAUACGUGGAAGACUCAGGUUAGAGGCAGUGAUGUCUACAAGGAUGUGAGCGCCUGCACACACGCAGGUGCUCUUCUUCUACCAAAUAAGGGAUUAUGUGAGUCAGGCUCCUCUGUAACGUGCAGCGCCUCAGCAGAGCUCAAAUCAGGUCCUUGUGGCUCCGGGGAGAAAUGCGAGGGCGAGGGCCAGUGUGUGAAAGAUGCCGUGUGCACGGUGACCGGCUCCACUGUCAUCGAUGUCGACGGUAAUGCUGCCUCCGUCCCGGAUCGCUGUGCGUACACUCUGCUGUCAGAAUCAGGCAUCAAGCUGCAGGCCGUCUUCCAGGACCGCCGUCGUAAAGAUAUUAGUUUUUUGGAUCAUGUGAUCCUGCAUCUGGAUAAAGAUGUUAACAUUCACCUGGGACAAGGUGGGAGGGUUACGCUGAAGGACAAAGAGCUGAGCCUCAGCAGCACACCUGUGAAGCAUCACGAUGUGGAGCUCACUAAGGACCAAACUGGGGUCACCGCCAAGCUGUUGAAGUCCAAAUACGGCACCUCUGUCUUCUUUGAUGGCUACACCGCACAGAUCCACAUGAAAGUACCAAGUGGAACCACCAUACAGGGUCUAUGUGGCAAGUCCAGUCAGACUCUGAGUGGAGUGAAGGUCUCUGAGUUAAGCUCUGACAGCUGUGAUAAAGUGCACACGGACGCUGUUGACAGUACGAUUGACUGCAAGGAAAUAACUAAACGCUGUGAACUCCUGAAGACGGCUCCCUUCGACUCCUGCCACAGCUCCAUCAAGCCUGAUCCCUACAUCAAAGCCUGCACCGACACUCUGUGCAAAUACCCGGCGGUGGACGGUCUCAAGUGCCAGUUCCUGGAGGCCUACGCCAAAGCCUGCAGCCUGGUCGGCAAGACAGUCAAGGACUGGGGGACACCGACCAGCUGCUCCUCUGCCAAGGCCUUCUGUCAGGACAAGUUCUGCAGUGCUCAUGAGUUCUGUGCUGAGGAUACCAGUGGUGGAACCAGCUGCCUCUGUCGGCCCAUUUUUGCCUCCAAAUACAGAACGGCAAAAACUUUUGGCGAGCCGACCGUCUGCGAUAAAAACUCUGCUUCAGUCAGUCUGGCUGGUUGUCUCAUGGAGGAAAAGAACAUCGACUACUCUGUCUUACACCUCAACGACAAGACAUGCAAAGGUCAGCGGGACGAAAAGACCCACAUGGUGACAUUCAGCUUCAACAGCGACACCUGUGGGACAGUGCUCACGGCCGAAAACAAACAACUUAAGUUCAAGAACGCCAUCCUUGCUCAGGACAGCUCUAGCUCCAAGAUCACUCGCCAUGAUGAAGUGAAAAUCGACUUCUCCUGCUUCUACAACCAGCCGGACGUCGAAACCAUGUCCUUCAAAAUCAAAGACAGCUCUGUGACCCAGGAGAUUGUAUCUGGAGCUUGGGAAUACACUCUGACCAUGAAGGCCUACACUGACGCCAGCCGCACACAAGCUGUGUCAUCCAGCACUGAAAUCCUGCUGGAGCAGACCGUCUGGGUGGAGCUGAAGACGGUUGGGCUGGAUGACAAACUGGUCUCCGUGGUGACCGACUCCUGCUGGGCGACCAACGAGAAAUCAUCCACUGCGAAGCUGAAAUACGACCUGAUCGUGAAAGGCUGUCCCAGCUCUGCUGACAAGACGGUAAAAGUGGAGGGAAACGGACUGGGAACGUCCAACUACUUCUCCUUCUACAUGUUCCAGUUCUCUGGGAAGGAUGGUGACGUCUACCUGCACUGCAAACUCAACCUGUGUGUGAAGAAGGGCAACACCUGCACCCCGAGCUGCGGUGGCGGUAAGAGAAGACGCAGAUCUGCCAGGAAUAGAUAUGUGGAUGUAAACCCAGCCUUCAUCACCAUGGCCUGGAGUAAUUAGGUUGUUUCCAUGGUAACUCGGACGGACCUACAGGCUUCGACCCUCAGCGUGAUUCCAGAUUUUGGCUUUAUCCUCCUGAAAAGAUUUGCUCAGUUGUUGUUGCUAUGAAGCCAUGCUGGCACAGAGCUGUGAUAACCAAACACUGCUGAUCCCUCUCCAGCUUUGAUUCAGUCCAGUUUAGAGUUUAGAGUUGAUUCAGUCGGGCUGGGAGCAGGAAACAAUCUGAUCAACUGUGUGAACGAAGGCAUGCAGCUCCUAUCAGAUCUGAGCAUGUGCACGUGGAUCAUUUGUUAAUUUGUUAAUA
This is a messenger RNA of Scomber scombrus (Atlantic mackerel), 2680 nucleotides long. Its product is annotated as alpha-tectorin-like. The record is from RefSeq and is a predicted model, not a curated record. NCBI's taxonomy places the organism in Eukaryota, Metazoa, Chordata, Actinopteri, Scombriformes, Scombridae. Bases 1 to 2376 code for a protein of 791 amino acids. The transcript is spliced from 18 exons.